AUGAAGAAUUUGAUUUUUAUUCUCGUCGUAUGCUGUGUCACGCCAUUAGUGUUGCCAGCUAAAUACAUUCUGCCGAAAUGGAAGAAACAGCCUCUAUAUAAGAAGAGUGUUCAGGCGUGCGAGCUGCCGGCUGUUCAGAGUGAGCAUAGUCAUUACGUAUGUGAUGAUAAGGGGGAACCGAAGUGUCUACCCGGCUGGCAAGGAGACCUCUGUGAUGUACCGAUAUGCAAACGAGGCUGUGAUCCGCUGCAAGGUUAUUGCAAGCGUCCUGGCGAAUGUAGAUGCAAGCUAGGUUUUUACGGAGAGCGAUGUAACAAAUGCAUACCGCUGCCAGGAUGUCAGCAUGGCUACUGUAAUGUAUCCUUCGAGUGCAUAUGCAGAGAAGGAUGGGACGGCAUAUUCUGUUCAGAACCUAUGUGUCGUUCUGAUUGUCACGCUACCCGCGGUUUCUGUGAGACACCUGGUGAGUGUCGUUGUAGACUCGGCUGGGCCGGACCAACUUGUAGAGCUUGUCAACCAUUACCCGGCUGUCAGCAUGGCUAUUGUGACAAACCACUGGAGUGUAAAUGCUUACCGGGAUAUACGGGACUAUUGUGUCAAACACCGAUUUGCGCUCCGGGAUGCCACGGAGAAAGAGGGUAUUGUCGUCGCCCUGGUGAAUGCCGCUGCAAGGUCGGUUGGACCGGGAAGAAUUGCUCCCAGUGUCACAAGUACCCGGGCUGUGUCCACGGAACAUGUAGCAGACCCUGGGAAUGUAUUUGCGAGAAAGGAUGGGGAGGAAUGCUUUGUGAUGAAGAGUUGAACUAUUGCGAGAAGAAUCCCGAUACUUGCAAGAACGGCGGGAAAUGUCAGUCUUUGGAAACCGGUGAUGGAUCGUACAGGUGUCAUUGUCAAGAAGGCAUUAGCGGGAAGCAUUGCGAAAUCCUGCCAGAAUCGAUGAUCACGUCAAAUAACACAGAAGUCAUAGAUACUGAUGAAGUUACAGAAAAACCUGAAUUAAUAUCCGUAGAAGAAACUACGACUACUAAAAUAGAAGAAGAUCUUAGUGAUGACAAUGAGACUGAAUGA
This is a messenger RNA of Danaus chrysippus (African queen), 1068 nucleotides long. NCBI's taxonomy places the organism in Eukaryota, Metazoa, Arthropoda, Insecta, Lepidoptera, Nymphalidae. The record is from the annotation of a GenBank genome assembly.